This is a messenger RNA of Gadus macrocephalus (Pacific cod), 5426 nucleotides long. RefSeq names its product prostaglandin F2 receptor inhibitor b (gene ptgfrnb). The record is from RefSeq and is a predicted model, not a curated record. Lineage: Eukaryota; Metazoa; Chordata; Actinopteri; Gadiformes; Gadidae.
CCCCCUCCUCCAACCACCAAGAACCUCCACUCACUUCCGGGCUGGCAGCGAGACAACCCCCAACAACCCCCCGCCUUCCCCGGUGUCUCUCACUCAGUCUCAGCCUUCUCCCUACCCCGGUUCUCGGUAACUAUAGUCGGCUCUUACAAAACGACUCACCGGCCCAUUUCAAGGACUACCCCAGGGGAUAUAGCGUGUCGGUGUCUGUGGUCGUUCGUUCCCCGCGGAACUCACCGGGUGGCCUGAGUUGCUUUUUUUUCGUGCCUUUUUUCCCCGUGAAUGUCCGAUCGGUGCGGGAGGAAAGUUGUCCCGCGGUCCCGUUUGAGUGCCGCCCCAGCGCGCGCCGUGAACGGAGGAAGAGCUCGCGAUGGAUGCGUUGAUGCACGCGGUGCUGUUCGGAUUUUUAACGUUCGGUGUGUGUUCGGCCCGGAAGGUGUCCGUCCCCAGCGGUCCUCUGAUUCGGGUGGAGGGCCAGCCCGUCGCCAUCAGGUGCAACGUCAGCGAGUAUGAGGGACCCAGAGAGCAGGACUUUGAGUGGAAGAUGAAACGCGUCGCCGGCCGGGCGUCCAUCAACGUGGUCUCCACCUUCGACCCACGGUACACCGACCCUGCCCUGAGCGCGCGCGUUGCCGCGGGCGACGUGGCCGUGGCGCGGCUGGGCGACAGCGAGGUGGAGCUCCGCAUCGGGGAGGCCCGCCCCGCCGAUGGCGGGGUCUACUCCUGCCACACCCCCAGCACGGACUCUGUGAUCCGGGGCAGCUACCUGGCCGACGUGGAGCUCACCGUCAUCCCGGACACCCUCGUGGUCUCCCCCACGCCGGUCGCCGCGGUGACCCCCGAGGGCGGCGACAUCACCCUCUCCUGCACCGUCACACGCCGGCUCCUGCACCCCACCUUCCUCUCCGUCACCUGGUCGCUGAGGAAGGCCUCCGCCUCAUCCUCGGCCCCCCCCGAGCUGGUCCUCUCGCUGGGGCCCCUGGGCGCCGUGACGACGGGGCCCGGCUACGCCCAGCGGUACGCCACGGGGGGGCUGCGGCUGGCCCCGGGCCGCGACGGGCUGUUCAGCCUGGUGCUGAGCAGGGUGACGGCGGCGGGCGACCAGGGCGCGUACGUCUGCACGGGACGGCAGUGGACGUACGAGGAGGGCGUGGCCCGCAGUGUGGUGGAGCGGCACGGCGAGAUGGGCCAGGUGACGGUCACGCCCACUGGCCAGUCCCUUAACGUCACUGCCUCCUCCUCCUCCGCCGGAGGGCCCGUCUCCUUGGGGGCCACCCUGGGUCUGCUCUGCACCGUCGCUGCAGACAACCUGGCCCUCCUGGCCCUGGGGGUCACCUGGCUCCGGGACGGACGCCACGUCAUCGCCGCCAUGGACCGCAACGGCGUCGUCCUGCCUGCCGCCGCCAUCGCGGCCUCAAACGGGUCCUCAGGCGGCGGGGCGGAGGUGGGCCUGGAGCGGACGGGGGAGGGGCAGUACCGGCUGUCACUGAGGGGCGCCGCCGCCCGGGACUCGGGGGCGUACACGUGCCGCGUGAGGGCGUCGGUGGGCGGGGACAGCGGGCGGUGGUACCAGGUGGCGGAGAGGACGUCGGCACCGGUGGUGGUGAAGGUGGCGCAGAUCAAGCCCACCCUCUCUCUGGCCCUCUCUGCGGUGCGGGACCCCCAGGCCACGUCCGACCCCCUGGAGCUGGUGUGUCACGUGACCAACAUCGCCCACCUCCCCCCGGCGGGCCGGCUGGGGGUCACCUGGAAGCACACCCCGACCCCCGGAACCGAUGUACAACCCGCCCGCACCAUUGGCUCCCUGGAUCACCACGGCAACCUGAUACCCGGGCCGGGCGACGCCGAUAGGUUGGCCGCUGGCGUGAUGUCACUGAGGAGGGUGGAGCCGGACACCUUCAAGCUGAUCCUGCUGAGGGCUCAGGAGGUGGACAUGGGGCAGUACGUGUGCAUCGUCUCUGCCUGGCUCCCGGACCGCCAGGGGGGCGUGGCCAAGCUGGCCGAGUACCUCAGCGCCCCACUCAGCGUGAGCUGGACCCCCAAACGUCCCUCUAUGGGCGUGGUCGCCGAGCGGCAGCGGGAGGCCUCGGGGGGCGGAGCCACCUUCGAGAUGAGCUGCACCGUGGCCCCCAAGAACCUGCCGGGGGCGAGCUUCUCUGUGCUCGUCCAAUCACAGGAGAGCAUCGAGGGCGCGGUCAGGACCAUCAUGAACCUCAGCCCCGACAACGUGCUGCAUUACGGGGGGGCCACGGACCCCCAGAGGAGGGACAGCCUGAUGCUGACCAAGUCGGGCCCUCUGGAGUUCCGCUUCCGUCUGGCCGGGGUGCAGCUCGCCGACCGCGGCUUCUACUGGUGCGACGUCCACGCGUUGACCAAGCCGGCGGACGGCGGGGCGGGGGGGACGUGGACCGAGGCCGCCAGCGCUGAGUCCAACAAGGUCCGCAUCGACUUCCAGGAGAACGGGCCGUCAUUCGCCGUGGCCAUCCAAUCAGACCGCAGCAGUGUGUUCCUGGAGACGGCCAAGAUGGAGUGUGCUCUCAGCGUCUCGGGGUCCGCCCCCAAGAGUGACGACGUGGCCUACGAGGUGAGCUGGUUCUUCUCCCGUCUGCGUGGCGGCUCCGCCCCCGCCCUGCUGGCGGCGGUGGACCGCUACGGCGUGGUGCGGGGCGGGGCCAGCGGCCGCAACACCUCCAGCGACGUGUCGGUGGAGCGCCGCGACGCCAACACCUUCCUCCUCAGAGUGCACGGCACGCAGGACAGCGACAGCGGGGAGUACCACUGCAGUGCCACGCCCUGGUACCUGUCGGCCUCCACGGGCGCCUGGACCCAGGCCCAGGAGCUCACCUCGCCGGCAGUCUUCCUCACCGUGCGGUUCGCAGUCUGGGAGUCGCUGAAACUGCCGCUGCUCUACGGAUCCAUGGCCUCACUAGGCGUGGGUAUCUUCUCCCUGGUCCUGGGCCUGCUGUGCGCCCACUGCUGCUGCAGGAACACCCUCCACACCCCCCGCUCCCGCAACAAGCUCAUGGACCUGGAGAUGGAUUGACACACGCUCACCCCCCCCGCACUGCCCCCGUUAGCCCGCCACCACCACCACCACAACGCCGCCCAGCAGAACCACCAGCACCAUCCAGUGAGGGUCUACAGCACCCUGCCCAGGAACACGCUGCCCAAGAGCCGACCCCAGGCCAGGCAAGCACUGGCGGACGACUUCUGGGACAGCCACUCGUUCCCCCUGGACGGACGCUGGGAGUGACCACCGCGUUUCGGAGUUUGGAGGAGGAUCGUUUUUUCCGAAUGCUUUCUCUGUUUUAUUUUUUCUACUUUCGGGGAAAACCGAUUUGUUUUUUAAGGAUUUUCACGGGAAUAUCACUCCCGUGAAAAGUUUUCCUCUGAGGAUUUUUUAUUUGUAUUUUUAUUUUAUUUUUUUAAGGGAAAAUCAGUCCCUAUUCCGGUCGUCCCGGUCCUCCUCCCAAUUGGAAAAAACGCGGUUCCAGUUGUGGCUAUGGUGCUUUUUUUUUAAACCAGAUGUGGUGGACAUCUUUGCGCUGGGGGCAGCGUGCGGGGGGGGGGGGGGAUGGGAGGGGUGCAAUGGGAGGGGUCAUCAAGGGGACAUCAAGGGGGUCACCUGAUGACGACUAACUAAUUACCACGACACACGUUUUGACUGUGUUUUUUGACUUUUUCCGAGGGUCUACCCACGACCCGCUUCGUAAACCACUAGAACUCCACAGUGCCGCGCCAAGACGAGGGACAGGAAGUACAACGUGAAGCACAGGAAAUGCCUUGGGACUCCACGGCGGCAAUUGUUCGCCGACGUCGUCAACUUGGGGAUUUUCCACCACUUGAGAAGCUGGAGUGUUCUGCGUUCUCCGUUUGGUCCACGGUGGUUGUUUCUAUGGAAACGACUCCACACGUUUCAGGGGUGGGGUUUGGGGGGGUAUUCCGGAAUCCCGGUCAUGAGACCGGGAUUUCGGAUCUUCCAGUGGACGGGUCAACCGAAAACGUGGCGGUUCUGUGCAAUUCAGGGACAGACUUGACACCUUCAAAGUAAUAAUGACGCCGUGUUCCCCAAAAGGUACUGCACCGAUACUGGAUUGUGUGAGGACCUUAAUGGAAAAGGGGACACCAACCAGUAUCCUAUAAUAGUCUCUCUCUCUCUCUCUCUCUUCUCUCUUUUCUCUUUCCCCCCCCAACAUGAUAUGCAGUUUUGCCUGCGCUAUGUGUGCGACCAUGGUCAACCGACACAAACUCGAUUCCACUCCAUCCCCCACGUCAUCCGAGCGGGCGAUGACGUCAUGAUCACCCACCCCGACCCUAAGGUGUAACUUCUGGGUGAAGGCGGGACAACUCAAUGGAAGUCCAUCCCUAGUGUUCUUCGGCAUCCCACCCCCAGCCUCGGUGGAUGAGAUAAAAGAGACUUGUAUUGCCAACCCCCCCCCCCCCCCACAAAAUAGCCACAUUGUUAGGGUCCGGACUUCGAGACCCUAACCCAACAACAUGGCUUUUUGUGGUGUAGGAUGGAGAUCCACCAUGUUUUUGGGGGGAAGGGGGUCGUUUGACCUUCGACCUUUGACCUCACAUGAACCACUAUUGUUUUUCUCAUGACCCACUGCCGAAAAUGGUUUCCAAGAGGUCCUCAGUUCUAUAUGCAAUCGUUUUCGUUUUGUGAUCCAGUGCAAUGUGCCAACGAUUUCGGAAGAUCACAUUUUAUACAGAAAAGUUAGCACGUUUAUUUAUGCAUAGAAGUUAUAUAUUCCACCCGGCUACGACCUAUGUAUCAGCCAAUCCUGUAUUUUUUGGGGCAAAUGGGAGUAUAGCCGUUGCUUGCUAGCUCACUCCCUUGCUAGCAAGCUAGUAAGCACUAGGAAUGACUAACAACGGCGUGCUGCUAGCUACCAGUGCACCUUUGUGGUUACCGCUGUUGUUAGCAAGCUAGCAGCACGCCGUUUGAUAGCUAGCUACCAGUGCACCAUUGUUAGCGCUGCUGUUGGCUAGCUAGAUACCAGUUCACCGUUGUUAGCUAGCUACCAGUGCGCCGUUGUUAGCUCUGUUGUUGGCUAGCUGCCAUAUCCCAUGAAUGACAAACUCAUCACACAGACCGCAUCGUGUCGUUGUCGUUUGUGAUAUCAUCAUUAUUUGCGAUGAUGACACAGUCCGACGGAACUGGAUCUCGUGAGCGCAUUGUGUUCCUCCGUGGACAUGUGCGUCAGUGGUUUUGUGAGGUCGAUGUACUCCAGUAAUAAUCUGAGGGCCUUUAGAAUGACAGACGACUUAAAAUCCAUGACCACGCCAUACCGAGAUGAUAGGGCUUUUAACGCGGAGUAAAAAGGCAAUUUUUCUUCCUCGGUCGGUCCGAGUAUCCCGAUGAGUAUAUGUGAGAAUAUGAAUUUUGAUGAUGUUUUUAAAUAAAUCGAUUUUUCAGCCUGUGA